ACACGUCCAUUCAUGGGGCCAGAGUUGAGAGAUCUCUUAGCAGGGAGGACGUUGACCAAAACCCGAUGAGUUUGCUGUCUGAUCUUCAGGAGAACGAGAAGUUCACAGCUUCUGUUAUUCAGAAGAAACAGGAUUUGGAAGCUUCUUGGCGGCGAUAGAUGUACAGAAGACACAUGAUGUGCUGCUGAGUGCUUCGGAGAUCUCGCACAGCUACAGCCAAAAACUUCUGGUCAUGACUGACACAGAAAAGUCCACAAAUGCCAGAGUCCAACAGGAAUACAGCAUGGAUCCUCACCACUCAGUAAUAAUCAGCAACGAAUGCCUGAUCAACGCCUCGUGUGUACCAGAAGCAGACAGCUACACCUUGGUGAAAAUAUUUGGGAGUGUUUCAGAAGAUGGACAAACCGUGUCUGGCCUUUCUGGUUCUGCCCUUGCAGAGCUGAUGUUGACACCGUCACUGGAAACGGCGCCCGUCUUCUCUCUCGAUGGAAACACAACCAAAGACUUCCAAUGGAACUUCAUUCGAGUUUUUACGGCCCGUGGCAUUACAACAGUCCUAGAAACCACCCAGGAGAAUUACCAGACUUACCAGGUCAUGAAUCAACUUGAAGAAGUUUCUGGAUACCAAAUUCCACAAAGACCGGUUGACCACAGCACCCAGUACGACCACCAGCAGAUCCUCAUCCUGGAAGAUGACCCUGUUGUCAGAAAAGCUGCUACGUAUCUGUAUGAGAAGCAUCCAACGGUUUCCUCUUUCUACGUUCUUGAUAACAACCAAAGACCAGUACUGAUCCGGGGUGACCCCGUGUCUCUGACAGAGGACAGCCGGCUGGUGCUGGUCAGCCACGGAGGGAAAGACAACUCAGGAGAAAUGAGACUGGGUGGAUACAAAGCGCAAGAUGUCUCCAAAAUCAUCCAACACACCUCCAGGGAUUCCAAUAAAAUAAAAACAAUAAGCGUGGUGGCCUGUGACGUCGGAUCAGAUAAAGCCUUCACUGAAACGCUGCUGAAGGAUCUCCAUGGGAACGGCAUUGAGACGGAGCUGCACAUAAGGGACGCUGUGCUCCAGGUCCAACACACAGGAGACAAAAUCACCCAAGAGAUCACUAAGGAUGGACCGCAAUGGCGACACAAAGACGACAGCAAGAAGGUGGUGGCGACCCUCGAUAGGAACGGAGAUGUCAUUAUUAGAACUGAGCCCGGCAGUAAGGAACGGAAAUCUUUAACGCUGAAAGGAACUUUCUAGGUAAAAAAAAGAAGAAGUCUCAGGUCAUACAGAAGACAACAUUAAACCUCCAGAAGCAAACAAGACAGCUGGCCAGAGGUGCCAAGGAGAUUUAUUAACGUGAACAUCUUUGAGGAUUUUAAUGAAAUUGAACGUGAUAAAGUACGUAAAGCUUGUAAUGAACUUGAAGCUAUGUCCUGGGGAUUGUUUCACGACGAAAAAAUACCCUCUCCAC
Molecule: messenger RNA, 1460 nt
Organism: Etheostoma spectabile (orangethroat darter)
Lineage: Eukaryota; Metazoa; Chordata; Actinopteri; Perciformes; Percidae
Product: multifunctional-autoprocessing repeats-in-toxin-like
Exons: 3
Coding region: 233-1246 (337 amino acids)
Source: RefSeq, a predicted model, not a curated record